CCUCUCUCUCUCUCUCUCUCCGCCCUCUGUUUCUCUCUCUCUCUAAACCCCUACUCUGUUCUUAUUUUCUCUCUCUUGGGUUUCAUUAAUUAAUGGCGGCAGAUGUGAGCACUGGGAUAAAUGGGGAUGAGAAGAAGAAGGAGCUGGUGACCAGGGAUUUGUUGGGUGACAAGGAGCACUGGGAGAAAAAUUUCGAGCCUUUGUCUACAAAUUCCAACUGCUCUCAGGAGCUCAAAUCCGGUCCAGUGUCCCGCGAGCUCCACGAUCUUAAUCUGCCCCCACCUCCAGCGCCCUCCUUCGCCAGCGUUUGCACUCUAGAAAAAGUCAAGUCCGCCCUCGAGCGCGCCAUGCGGGCCCCGAAUCCGAGCCCAAAUCCGAACCCGAAACCGAUCGGAUCUCAUUCGACCUCGAAGAAGCGCGCUCUUGAAAAGGAGCCAGCGAACGGCCAGGAUGAAUCGGGUUCGGGUUGGGGUUCGGGUAUGGUUAGUGGUGGGUCCAUGAUGUUGACCGUUUGUCCCGGUUGCUUUCAAUAUCAGAUUGCAAUUCUAAUUUUAUGA
Messenger RNA from Asparagus officinalis (garden asparagus), 557 nucleotides. RefSeq lists its product as uncharacterized. Bases 93 to 557 code for a protein of 154 amino acids. The record is from RefSeq and is a predicted model, not a curated record. Lineage: Eukaryota; Viridiplantae; Streptophyta; Magnoliopsida; Asparagales; Asparagaceae. The transcript is spliced from 3 exons.